Molecule: messenger RNA, 573 nt
Organism: Scutellospora calospora
Lineage: Eukaryota; Fungi; Glomeromycota; Glomeromycetes; Diversisporales; Gigasporaceae
Source: the annotation of a GenBank genome assembly
AUGCAUGAGUUCUGUAAUAUCAGUUCUAAUAUUGUUAGUAUAACAGUCAUUAAAAGCACAUUCAACGAGUAUGGCGAACAAUAUUUUGUUGCGAUGGAUAAUAAUUUUGUCAAGGAUGUAAUCACUAAUAACCCUCUAAAAGGAAUUCAUGAUGGUAUUUGGAUUCUUAAAUCAGACGAAGCAAUUAUGGGCUCAGUACACCUUACUAUAGAUGCCUCCAAAAAAUUCUUAAAUCAAUCAGCAUACAAUCAAUCAGCAUACUUUGAUAAUUUAUUGAAUGAACUUGCUGUUAAAGUGCCAAUAAAUCGUUCUCGUUUAAGUUCAAAUAAUAGAUUCUAUAAAGUUUUUAAUGAUCAAAUCGUUAUUUUAAUUCGUAUAAAUACUGCAAAUAAUGAAACUGAAAGAACUGCAUUGGAUAUAUUUUCAGACUUAAACACUAUGAUAAUUUACAAGAAUAUCACCACCUUCUCUUUAGGUGUAACAAAUGAUUUGGACCAAGAUUACGGUUUUAAACCAAUUUGUGAGUUAAUUAUCUCGUUCAAAAAUACUUCAGAAUUGAAUUUUUAUGCCUAA